UGUCCGUGGUCUGUAUCUCAGUUUCUCACCACUCCACAUAAUCCAAAAAGACGGAAGAAACAAAAAAAACGAACCAGGACUGAACUGAAAUGGGAGUCCAUGGUUUGUGGGACCUUCUCGCUCCCGUCGGCCGCCGCGUAUCCGUCGAAACACUCUCCGGAAAAAAGCUCGCAAUCGAUGCGAGUAUAUGGAUUGUCCAGUUCAUGAAAGCGAUGAGGGACGAGAAGGGUGAGAUGGUACGGAGCGCACAUUUGCUAGGGUUCUUUCGACGAAUUUGCAAGCUCUUGUAUUUGAGGACUAAGCCUGUGUUCGUCUUCGACGGUGCCACACCUGCUCUAAAGCGGCGCACCGUGAUUGCCAGACGGAGGCAGCGUGAGAAUGCCCAGGCUAAGAUUCGCAAAACCGCCGAGAAAUUGCUCCUUAAUCAUCUCAAGACGAUGAGGCUAAAAGAAUUGGCAAAGGAUCUUGAGAAUCAGAGAAAAAAGCAGAAGAAUGAUUCUAAAGGUAAGAAGUUGUUGUCUGAUCAAAAACAAGAGGAGGAGAGCAAUCUACAGAAUACUGAUGUAGAGAGUUAUGAUCAAGAAAAGUUGGAUGAAAUGUUGGCUGCAUCUAUUGUGGCUGAGGAAGAUGGGCAUCUAAAUAACAAUGCAUCAACUUCUGAUGCUGCAGCUCCUGCCAUGGAGGCAGAGGAUAGUGAUGAAAAUGAAGAGAUCAUAUUGCCAGCAAUGGAUGGGAAUGUUGAUUCAGCUGUCUUGUCUGCUUUGCCUCCUUCAAUGCAACUUAGCCUUUUGAUGAGACAAAGUUCAAUGGUGGAAAACAGAAAAGAUAAUAAAGAUGUCAAGGAUAUUGUAGACCAGAAAGAUCAGAAGAGAAAUUUGAUAGAUCUAACAGAUACAGAAGGGAGUAAUUUAGAGGGGAGUAGUGUGGUAGCAGAGAAUUACAACCAGGAAAAGUUAGAUGAAAUGUUGGCAGCAUCUAUUGCGAUUGAGGAAGAUGAGAGUUUAACCAAGAGUGCCUCACUGUCUGCUGCUGCAAUUCCUUUUGAGGAGGGAAGUGGAGAUGAGGAGGAAGAAAUGAUACUGCCGGCAAUGUGUGGAAAAGUUGAUCCUGCUGUAUUAGCAGCUUUGCCACCAUCAAUGCAGCUCGAUCUUCUUGUUCAGAUGAGGGAGAGGUUGAUGGCUGAAAAUAGACAAAGAUACCAAAAAGUCAAGAAGGCACCUGAAAAAUUUUCUGAGCUGCAAAUUGAGGCCUACCUUAAAACUGUUGCUUUCCGCCGGGAAAUAGAUCAAGUGCAGAAAGCUGCUGCUGGGCAAGAUGUAGGUGGAGUUCAGACUUCACGGAUAGCUUCUGAAGCCAACAGAGAAUUUAUCUUCUCAUCAUCCUUUACAGGGGACAAGCAAUUGUUUACAUCUGCUGGAAUGCAGAGAAAUGGAAAUAAGAAACAACAGACACCAACAGGGCAAUGUCCUUCAGAUUCUGUGGAUCAUGUUGCUUCCAAUACUGCUAUAGGAAUGCUGCAGGAUGAAUCUACAAGGGUAUUUGAUGAAGAUAUUGGGACAUAUCUAGAUGAAAGGGGUAAUGUUCGAGUUAGUAGAGUGAGGGCUAUGGGGAUGUGCAUGACCCGUGAUUUGCAAAGGAACUUGGAUUUAAUGAAAGAAAUUGAACAAGAGAGAAUACAUGCAAUGAAGAGUGCAGCUUCUCACUCUGAGCUCGAUAAACAGAAUGUUGGUUCUUCAAAAAGAAUCCCCAGUAAGAAACGGCACGUAAAAGUUUCACUCAACAACUGUGGUGACACUGUUAAUUUAAUUGAUAGAGAUGGGCUGUCCAUCUUAGAUAAUGAGAAAUCUAUACAUAUAUCUUUUGAUGUUGAUUUUAAUGAUGAAAGUAAGUGUGUGGACAGUGAUGACAACAUAUUUACUUCUUUAGUAGCAGGACAACCUAUUAAGAUUGCUUCUGCUGGCAGUGGUCCAUCCAGAAGUCAGUCUGCUUAUUCUGCUUCAGAUAGUGAUCGGGGGGAAGGAGUUAUUGAAGGAAGAGGUAAUAGUUCUAAUGGUAUUACAUUAGAAACUAAUCCUCCUCCUAAGGAAAGCAACACUAGUGAUGAUAGUGAAGUGGAUUGGGAAGAGGGAGUUUGCAAUGUUCAUGAUUCCUCACUCCCAUCUGAAUCAGGAAAACCAGCUUCCAAAGGUUAUUUGGAGGAGGAGGCAGAUUUGCAAGAAGCAAUAAGGAGAAGUCUUGAGGAUUUGGGGUGUGAAAAAUUAAAUCAAGAACCAACUUUGCUUGAAAAUUUAGUAUGCUCGAAAGAAAAUGCUUACAAAGGUAUCGUAUUCCUUGAUCAAGAAGAUAAUACUGGUGGGCGAAAUCUUGUUGACGAGAAUGCUGCCCAACAACAUAAACCUUUUCCUGAAAUUGUGGCAGUUAGGAAGCUUGACAGCAUGGGUCAAAUUCAUGUCUCUCAGGUCUGUUCUUCUUCAGACAGGCAGUUGAAGGAUGAAACUUGUGUUCCUAAUAACAUGUCCUUCCUACCAAAUAAAUCAUGUACAAGAAAUCUGGGUUCAGAUGCUGGACAAUCAAAUGAAGCUACAAGUGUAGGGGGCUGUCUGUUUGGAGAAAUGCCAUCUGUAGAACCAGCUGCACCUUUGGAAGUAAGGGAUGUCCAUGUGAUGGUGAAUCAAUUUUCACAUACUUUUGUUCAGGAGAUUGGAUUAUCUACAAGUGAAAUGCAUUCAGGUGAUGCUUCUCGUGUUUCUGGAGCAUUAUUUGGUGGCGUAUCUUCUCCUAUACCAAUUGAUGAUGAACUAAACAAAAUGAAAGCAGAACCAUCCAUGUUGGUCAAUGAGGAGAAAAAAACUGAACCAUCUUAUCAACCUAUUGAAAUAUCCAACCCAUCCAUGUAUGUUACUGAGUUAUCGAAAGCUUCAACAACUGGCACUGAUGUUGAACCAAAUUUGGAUGGAAAAAGAAAUUCUGAUCAUGAAGUAGAUGAAAAAGAGCACUACAUGAAUAAAUUUGGAAGAAAUGAGAAUCUACAGGCUGGCAUCUCGGAGGCCAGUUUGCAGGAAGAAAUAUUGAAUCUUGGUAAAGAAUUUACAAAUCUAGGAGAUGAACAGAAAAAGCAGGAACGCAAUGCAGAAUCAGUUAGCAGUGAGAUGUUUGGAGAAUGUCAGGAGCUGCUGCAGAUGUUUGGCUUACCAUAUAUUAUAGCACCUAUGGAAGCAGAAGCUCAAUGUGCUUACAUGGAACAAGCAAAUCUUGUCGAUGGUGUUGUUACUGACGAUUCCGACGUGUUCUUGUUUGGGGCACGAAAUGUGUACAAGAAUAUAUUUGACGACCGCAAAUAUGUUGAAACAUACUUCAUGAAGGCUCAUGCAUUUUUGUCUCAGGAUAUUGAAAAGGAGCUAGGCCUAACCAGAGAAAAACUAAUUCGCAUGGCUCUACUUCUUGGAAGUGAUUAUACUGAGGGUAUUAGUGGGAUUGGCAUUGUUAAUGCUAUUGAAGUUGUGAAUGCAUUUCCUGAAGAGGAUGGCCUUAAGAAAUUCCGAGAGUGGAUCGAGUCCCCAGAUCCAAGCAUUCUGGGGAAGUUAGGUGCACAAAAUGAUUCAAGUGUGAGAAAACGAGGGUCAAAAGUUGGUGGCAAUGAUUCGAAUUGUGCAAAUAGCAAUAUUGAAGGGAUUAAUUCAUUUAACCAGAACAUUAAUCAAUGUCAUGAGGGUGAACAAUCUGCAGAUCACAUUCAAGAGAUAAAGCAGAUUUUCAUGGAUAAGCAUAGAAAUGUGAGCAAGAACUGGCAUAUUCCUUCAUCUUUUCCAAGUGAAGUAGUCAUUUCUGCAUAUUCUUGUCCACAAGUGGACAAAUCAACUGAGCUUUUCACUUGGGGAAAGCCAGAUCAUCAAGUUCUUGGCAGAUUAUGCUGGGAAAAAUUUGGUUGGGGUAUUCAGAAGUCAGAUGAGUUGCUAUUGCCUGUUCUGAAAGAGUACAAUAAACAUGAGACUCAACUACGGUUGGAAGCCUUUUACACUUUCAAUGAAAGAUUUGCAAAAAUACGCAGUAAGAGAAUCAAGAAAGCUGUCAAAGGGAUCACAGGAAAUCAGUCCUCAGAAUUGAUGGAUGAUGCUGGGAAUUAUAAAAGCAAAAAGAAUAGAAUGAUAAGGCCUGGUGAAUCUGGUGAUGCGAAACCAGAGAGACCUUCCAAGAGAGCAAAGGGAGGCAGCAAUAAGAUGAAAUCUUUGGAAAAAUCUGCUGGAGCACCUGUUUCAUCUGAAGUGGAGAACCCAGGACAUCAGUGGCAGGAAGAAAGCGGGCAAAGCACCCAUAAAGGAUCACGUGGGGAUGGAAAAAAAAGAGGGAGAGGCUGUGGAAGAGGAAAAGGCAGGGGAAGAGGAACUCUUGGAUUUGAACAGUCUGACUCCAGCCCUGGUGAUGUCAGUGAUGGUGAUGAUGAGUUGGAAGUUCAUGUAGAGAAGUCAGAGAGAGUGCAAGAAGUACGAAGGUCCUUGCGCUCAAGGAAGCCAGUAAAUUACACUCUGGAUGACUUGGAAAUCGAUGACGUGGACCAGUCAUUAGGCGAGGGUGAUACAAGGCCUAAUGAGGGAGCACUAGAAGCAGGUGUAUCUGGAGUUCAAGGGGCAAGUGAAAAUGCUGAACAAAUGACUUCUCAGAGUCUAGAUCCUUUGCCCGAUGACUUCUUUGAUGACCAUCUUGAACAGGAAGUGGGAUUUUUAGCUGAUGAAGCUGGAAGUGGUCACGCUGGUGUGACAAAAAAUACUUAUCCCUCUGAAGCUGGUGUCUCUGACGAUUACCUUAUGAGGGGAGGUGGGUUUUGUGUGGAUGAAAGUGAGACAGCUACCCACCAAGACACGUGUCAUAGCCCCUCCAUGGCUGCUGAAUGUGGAACUGUUGAUUCAUCUCACUUCACUGGUCUUAUGGAAGAAACUGACCGUGGCAAGGUUUCAGUUCAAUCAGUUUCUAGGGUCCAAAGAAGUUCAAAUGAUAUCCAAGAUGGGGGAAAGACAAAUGCUUUUGAUUCUGAGUCGAGUGUGGGUUGUGUAAAUGCAACAGACACUAGCGGUCAUUUCGAAGUCAGUUUGCCAGAAAGCUCAAAAAAAGAUGCUGGGGAAUCGAGUGUAAGAAGUCUCAGUGCAAUGCCAUUCUUGAGAAGAAAACGGAAGAAGAAUUGAAAACUGUCCAGAAUUUAGAAUGAAGUUUCCCUCUGUAAUGGUGUAAAUGUUCUUAAUUUCUUAUUUAUCUCGUUUUUGUCAGUCUCCUCGCUUCUUUUUGAUUGAGAUUGUUAGUUGUGAAUUUGAUAUUUGUAAAUGCGAACCAAAUAGGUCUGAUCUUAUGAAACCAUUUCCAAGUAGCUGUUGUGGACGUCUUCAUUAUGUGCAGUAGUACGACUGGUUUUCUCACAGCCUCA
This is a messenger RNA of Manihot esculenta (cassava), 5413 nucleotides long. Its product is annotated as DNA repair protein UVH3. NCBI's taxonomy places the organism in Eukaryota, Viridiplantae, Streptophyta, Magnoliopsida, Malpighiales, Euphorbiaceae. Bases 90 to 5177 code for a protein of 1695 amino acids. The record is from RefSeq and is a predicted model, not a curated record. Gene Ontology annotation, cellular component: nucleus. Gene Ontology annotation, molecular function: single-stranded DNA binding; DNA endonuclease activity. The transcript has 19 exons. Gene Ontology annotation, biological process: nucleotide-excision repair.